This is a messenger RNA of Setaria italica (foxtail millet), 1153 nucleotides long. RefSeq lists its product as uncharacterized. The record is from RefSeq and is a predicted model, not a curated record. The transcript has 2 exons. Lineage: Eukaryota; Viridiplantae; Streptophyta; Magnoliopsida; Poales; Poaceae. The coding region runs from base 84 to 944 and encodes 286 amino acids.
AAUACACAAUGGCUGCGAGGCUCUGCAAGACGAUUGUUUAACUUGAGGCUGCACUAUGUCCGUGUGAAAGGGCGGGAUCGCCGAUGGAGGAGCCGCGCGGCCACACCAUGAUGCUUCUCAGAAGAUGUGCUACAUCUGCUCCUUCCCGAAGCGCGGCCGGACACCAGAGUGGAGGCCGCGGAGCCGGUGGAGGCGGGGUCGGGCGGGGCUGGCCGGAGGCGCCCGCCAAGCUGAGCCGCAGCAGCCGCCGCCAUCUGCUCCUGCCAGGCUACCCUCCCUCGAUGAUGCAAAUCAAGCUUGAGCGGGGACGAUGCGAGCGGCCACCUCCUCCCUCGGUGAGAACCCACAUCACUACCCUCUCCUCCCUCAGUUGCUCGUUGUCGAAAGCAUGUUGUGGCGCCACAGCCGGAGGAGGCGACGGCUUCGCGGCCAUCUCGCUCCUGCACCCGCCGCUCCCCACCGCCACGCCCGCCGCCGCGGGGCCGGGCGCGCAGGAGCCGCUCAACUCGCGCGUCGAUGGUAGCAGCAACAACAACUCGAGGAGCUUCUGCGUCGAGAUCGGCAGCGUGAGCAACCGCCGCUCCUCCGCCGCGGGUGACGACCUCCGCACCUACUCGCUGGGCUCCUUCGACUACCGCGUUGACGAGGAGGUCCAGGCCGUGGUGUCCCACAUCACUUGCCCCGCGGUCUCGGCAGCGGCGGCCAAGUCGGCGACCCCCGUCGAGGCGCUGGCGGAAGCGGCGGGGUCCAGCGGGUGGCGGGCGGAUGCGGCGUGGCGGCGGCGGGGCCCAGCCGAUGCGGCGGGGUGGCGGCGGCGCGGCGGAUGCGGCGGGGACCGGCGGAGGCACUGGCGGUGGGAGCUCGGGCGGAGGCGGCGCGGAGGAGAGAGAGGGGAGGGGGCCAGGGGGAAUUGGUCUAUGGGGAUCACUUUUAGCCCAUUUUAGCACACUUGGAGGGGCUAAUGGAUUAUGGGGGCUAAAGUUUAGGCUCCCUGUUUUAGCCCUCCUGUUUAGGAGGAAGGGGCUAAAAUCUAGCUAAAAUAGGGGGCUAAAGAAACACCCCCUUAGUUUGAAGGCUUACUGCACUGCCACACUUCUUGAUUGCUUCACUGCAAAUGAUUAUUGAUGUUCUCAGAAUGAAAUCUGUGUGUUCU